Messenger RNA from Odobenus rosmarus divergens (Pacific walrus), 2208 nucleotides. RefSeq names its product homeobox D3 (gene HOXD3). Gene Ontology annotation, cellular component: nucleus. The transcript has 2 exons. Lineage: Eukaryota; Metazoa; Chordata; Mammalia; Carnivora; Odobenidae. Gene Ontology annotation, molecular function: DNA-binding transcription factor activity, RNA polymerase II-specific; RNA polymerase II cis-regulatory region sequence-specific DNA binding. The record is from RefSeq and is a predicted model, not a curated record. Gene Ontology annotation, biological process: regulation of transcription by RNA polymerase II. The coding region runs from base 84 to 1382 and encodes 432 amino acids.
GUCACCUGGAGCCUGGGGCCACCCCAGCCCUCUCAGGGUUCAGCAGACCUCAGAGGUGGUGGUGAAAGAGACAGUGGUGGUCAAUGUUAUUUGAGCCGGGUCAGCAGGCCCUGGAACUUCCUGAGUGCACGAUGCAGAAGGCCGCUUACUAUGAAAACCCAGGACUCUUCGGAGGCUAUGGCUACAGCAAAGCCACCGACACUUACGGCUAUGGCACCCCCCAUCAGCCUUACCCACCCCCCGCUGCUGCCAACUCCCUGGACACUGAUUACCCGGGCUCUGCCUGUUCCAUCCAGAGUUCGGCACCUCUGAGAGCCCCAGCCCAUAAAGGAACUGAACUCAAUGGCAGCUGUAUGCGGCCUGGCACUGGGAACAGCCAGGGUGGGGGUGGUGGCAGCCAGCCUCCUGGCCUGAACUCAGAGCGGCAGCCACCACAGCCCCCUCCUCCACCACCAGCCUUGCCCCCAUCCUCGCCCACCAAUCCUGGAGGUGGAGUGCCUGCCAAGAAGGCCAAGGGUGGGCCCAAUGCUUCUGGCUCCUCAGCCACCAUCAGCAAGCAGAUCUUCCCUUGGAUGAAAGAGUCCCGACAGAACUCCAAGCAGAAGAACAGCUGUGCCACUGCAGGAGAGAGCUGCGAGGAUAAGAGCCCGCCGGGCCCGGCGUCCAAGCGGGUGCGCACGGCAUACACGAGCGCACAGCUGGUGGAGCUGGAGAAGGAAUUCCACUUCAACCGCUACUUGUGCCGGCCGCGCCGCGUGGAGAUGGCCAACCUGCUGAACCUCACCGAGCGCCAGAUCAAGAUCUGGUUCCAGAACCGGCGCAUGAAGUACAAGAAGGACCAGAAGGCCAAGGGCAUCCUGCACUCGCCGGCGGGUCAGUCCCCGGAGCGCAGCCCGCCGCUGGGCAGCGCCUCCAGCCACGUGGCCUACUCCGGCCAGCUGCCGCCCGUGCCCGGCCUGGCCUACGACGCGCCCUCGCCGCCAGCCUUCGCCAAAUCUCAGCCCAACAUGUACGGCCUGGCCGCCUACACGGCGCCGCUCAGCAGCUGCCUGCCACAGCAGAAGCGCUACGCGGCGCCCGAGUUCGAGCCCCACCCCAUGGCAAGCAACGGCGGCGGCUUCGCCAGCGCCAACCUGCAGGGCAGCCCGGUGUACGUGGGUGGCAACUUCGUCGACUCCAUGGCGCCUGCGUCCGGGCCCGUCUUCAACCUGGGCCACCUCUCGCACCCGUCUUCGGCCAGCGUGGACUACAGCUGCGCCGCGCAAAUUCCCGGCAACCACCACCAUGGACCGUGCGACCCUCAUCCCACCUACACAGAUCUCUCGGCCCACCACUCGUCUCAGGGACGCCUGCCCGAGGCCCCCAAACUGACGCAUCUGUAGCGGCCGCCACCGGCCCGAACUCGCGGCGCAAUUACCUCUUUUGCUUUGGUGGCUGGGGUGGCGGGCGGGGCCCGCGGGGCAGCUCGGUGACCCCCUCCCUCGCUCUGGCCCGGUCGCCGCCUCCUGGGUCUCGGGCCAACAGCGGCCGAGACGCAGGCGACUGGGCCUCCCCUCCAGGCGCGCCCUCCUUCGGGUGACUCGCCAUAAAUCAGCCGCAAGGAUUCUCCUCUGUAACCCUGACAGUGCCAUAUACUGCGGACCGAGGGACGCUAAUCUGGUAAUGGUGUCCCGAAGGUAAGUCUGAGAUCCAUCGGCGGCGCGCUCUGCAGAGGGACCAGCUCCCGGACAGCCCCGGGGCCUGACCCGAGUCUAGCUUAGUUGCGGAGACCUUAAUUUAUAUGCUCCUUCCCGUCCCGUAAGGAUUGCAACGGACUCAACGAUCUGUAUUUAUUAUUUGAAGCGAGUCAUUUCGUUUCCCUGAUUAUUUAUCCUCGUCUUAAUGUAUUUAUGUGUAUAUUUGUAGAAUUCUCCAGCCAACCUUAGGAACGCGCUCCCAGGCCGCGGGGGCCAUGUUUCACCUCUUUAGUCCCCUUGGUCUGAACUAGUUGAGAGAGUAGUUUUGAACAGUUGUAACCGUGGCUGGUGUUUGUAGUUGAUGUAAAGGAUUAAGACCGCAAAUUGUCCUUCAUGGUUAGAGUCAGGCGGCCCCGUGGCGUGGCACGACACUUCUCAACAGCCGCAGCCCUCACCACUCGACACAGUUUAUUGAUUUCAAAUUGUCUGGUACUAUUUGAACAAAUAUUUAGAAUAAAAAAAUUUCUCAGUC